AUGAACGACGAAACGCUCUCGUCCCAGCAAAGUAGCGAAGAACAUGAUCAACUAGCGCGUAGCACGAAGAAGACGAAGACGUCGACGGAAUCUCCCAUGGGGGAAGUUCCGCACGCUGUCAACGGGACUUCGAACGAGGCAACAGGCAGUGAAAACCAGUUUACCGACGACAUCGAUCUGGUCUCCGAGGAUGAGGAGGAUCCAGACGACGAUAUGGACGCUACCUGCCCGGUCAUCAGGCUGACCAAAGAGGAAAAGGUGCGCUUGAGAAGCAAAUGGAAGCAAACUCUUAUCGUGAAGGUGAUGGGAAGGAACGUUGGCUACGGAUAUCUCCUCAGGCGACUGACUGCUUUGUGGAAGCCGAAGGCAAGGAUGGAGCUUGUUACUGUUGAUAACGGGUAUUUCUUAGAGAAAUUCUCCUCUGUAGAUGAUUAUGAGUUCGCUAAGUAUGGAGGACCAUGGAUGGUCCUUGAUCAUUACCUCAUAGUCAAGGAGUGGGUGCCAAACUUUGAUCCAUUCACAGAGACAACUGAGAGAAUGAUUGUUUGGAUCCGCUUCCCAUGUCUGCCAGCAGAAUAUUUUGACCACAAAUUCCUGAUGAGAGUGGGUGACAAGGUUGGCCGAGCGAUAAACAUAGAUACCGCAACCAGUCUGGUGUCGAGGGCAAGCUUUGCGAGGGUUUGCGUUGAAGUAGACAUCACGAAGCCUUUGCUUGCCAAGUUUACUUUGAGGAACAGAGUCCGGCCUAUUGUGUACGAAGGGCUUCACCUCAUCUGCUUCAAGUGUGGAACAUACGGGCACAAUGCGGAGGGCUGUAGCUUGAAUCAGAAAGAUGAAACGGCUCCAGGCAUGUCCGUCGACGGAAUCACCCAGCCGGAAAUGUCCUCCGGCGAGAGCAACGGUCACAAAGAAGCUGGAAAUGGUAAGAAAAUAACAGCGAAGGAACCUGCCUUAUUUAGGCCCGAGGUGAUAGAAGAUUAUGGUAUGUGGAUGAUUGCACCAAAACCAAAGAGAAAUUACUCCAAAAAUCAGGGACCAAAGAAUCAGGAAGGGAAGGAAAAUAGAAAGAAAAAUGUCCAAGAAUAUGGAAAAGCAAAAGAAAAUAGCGGUGCAUUUGGGUCGAGGUUUGUAACGUUAGAUGAUGACACUGAGGAUCAGGAGAAUGCAGAAACCUCACGUGACCAAAGUGAGAAAACAACCCGGGUCCAAGAAGCCAAAAAACAGAGCCCAAUAAGAGGAAAAAGAACGACAGUGCAAGUUUCUGAGAAACAAAUUAUGGGUAACAAUGCACAUGGGCUGCACAAGAAACAAUUUGAGACUGGAGAAACGAGCAGGAAACAGAGCGCCAACAAGAGAACCUCUAACAAUUAG
This is a messenger RNA of Ipomoea triloba (trilobed morning glory), 1371 nucleotides long. RefSeq lists its product as uncharacterized. NCBI's taxonomy places the organism in Eukaryota, Viridiplantae, Streptophyta, Magnoliopsida, Solanales, Convolvulaceae. Gene Ontology annotation, molecular function: nucleic acid binding; zinc ion binding. The coding region runs from base 1 to 1371 and encodes 456 amino acids. The transcript has 2 exons. The record is from RefSeq and is a predicted model, not a curated record.